Molecule: messenger RNA, 315 nt
Organism: Prorocentrum cordatum
Lineage: Eukaryota; Dinophyceae; Prorocentrales; Prorocentraceae
Source: the annotation of a GenBank genome assembly
AUGCGGCUCGACGUGGGGCCCGAUGUUCCCCAUGCCGACAUCUGUGUACGCAAAGGGGACCGAGACCGAUGGCAGCUCCUGCUCGUUCUGAACCUCCGCGGCGGGGAUGUACUCUGGACCACCGCCAGGAGCGCGGGCGUGAGCCGAUUGACCACGUGCUGUGGCCUCGGGAGCGCGACCGCGUCGUGGCUCGCUGGGGACGUUGAGGCCUCGGGGGCACGGCGGCGCCGUAGUUUGCAGGCUGUGGUGGCCUUGAGAGCGCGGCUGCGCCGCGGUUGGCGCAGGAGCGCCGCCGCGGGAGCCCGCACGCGUUAG